Belonocnema kinseyi is the source of this 1542-nucleotide messenger RNA. RefSeq names its product hemicentin-1-like (gene DIP-lambda). Gene Ontology annotation, cellular component: neuron projection. Bases 1 to 1542 code for a protein of 513 amino acids. NCBI's taxonomy places the organism in Eukaryota, Metazoa, Arthropoda, Insecta, Hymenoptera, Cynipidae. The transcript has 10 exons. The record is from RefSeq and is a predicted model, not a curated record.
AUGGCAGCGUAUAAGCUUGUAGCAAUCCUUGCAACUGUACUACAACUUUGUCUAUGCCAAAUUACACCAGAAGUAAUGCCAGAAUUUCUAUUUCCUCUGGAAAACCACACGGUGAUUCAAGGACGCGACGUCGUUUUUACAUGUGUCGUCAAUCAUCUUCAAACAUUCAAGGCCGGACGAAUUGCUCGAGGUGAUCCUGGAAUCAAUCCUCUUGACGCUGCUUGCAAGAAGCACGAUAUAGCCUACAAACAAAAUAAAGAAAAUAUACAGGCUAGAAACUCGGCUGAUAGUGUACUAGCUGAUGAAGCUUGGAAACAUGUCUUUGCUCAGGACACAGGCUUAAUUACAGCAGCUGAAAAAGCAAUGAUACAAAGUAAUGAUGCUCAAACUAUUAUUAAAUCUGCUCUCAAAAGUGUACGUGCAGCUGUAAAAAAGACGGGUGGAAAAAGAAAUGUAGAGAAACCUCGAAGUUUACCAGUUCCAAAGAAAUUGGGUGGCUUUCUACCCUUUCUUAUACCCAUCUUUGCCGGUCUAAGUGCUACUGGUGCGCUAGAUAGUGGAGCUGUGGGAAUAGAUAAAGCUUUAACUGAAAUGGGUUACAUGAACGUCGUGAUUCCUCCUGAUAUAAUGGACGAUGAAUCGUCGAAUGGCUUGGUAACUCAUGAAGGUGGAAAUAUCAGACUCAAGUGCAUAGCAACAGGUACACCUGAGCCCACUGUCACUUGGAAACGAGAGGACGGUCGAAAUAUUGUUCUUCGUGAGAAUGGACAGAAAAAAUCCCUCUCGAGAUACGAGGGAGAGACUCUGGAAUUAGCUGGUGUUCUCCGACAAGAAAUGGGCAACUAUCUCUGCAUAGCCAGCAAUGGCGUACCUCCUUCGGUCAGCAAACGUUACUCCGUUCACGUUCACUUUCCUCCAGUUAUCAAAGUGUCAAAUCAACUGGUGGCUGCACCAAUAAAUAGCUCCGUAACACUUCAAUGUUCUGUGGAAGCAUCACCUCACGCCAUGAACACCUGGUACAAGAAUACAAGUGAUAAAUUACUUCCCAAUGAUAAAUACACGAUGAAAGAGCAGGCUCUAAAUGAUUAUUCCUGGAUAAUGAAUCUGACAGUUCAUGAUUUGGAAAAAAAAGAUUUUCAUGGCUACAUAUGUUCUUCUGUGAAUGCCCUCGGUAAAGCAGAAGGUGUUGUUCGACUACAAGAACUGCAUCUCAUGCCUAAAACAACCCCAAUCACAGUUCCGAAACACGUGGAGAUAAAACCGAGAAAAAAGCCAGUGAAUAAGGGAAGGAAAAAAAUAGGAAAUCGUCGACAACACCACAAUGAAGAUUUUGAAGAUUUCGAUCCAGGAAUUGGAAACGAAGAUGAUUUUGGAACAACUCAAAUUAUGGCGGGAAGUACACAAGAAGGUCAAAAAACAGAAAGACCUCUGAUAGUACCUUCCUUAUCUCCACCUUGGGUAAUUUUGAAUGCGGCAAGUACCAGGCAAUACUUCUUGUCUCAAUACUUGUUUCUCAUUUUGCUCCAUAUAAUGACGCUCUAA